Molecule: messenger RNA, 936 nt
Organism: Colletotrichum karsti
Lineage: Eukaryota; Fungi; Ascomycota; Sordariomycetes; Glomerellales; Glomerellaceae
Exons: 1
Coding region: 1-936 (311 amino acids)
Source: RefSeq, a predicted model, not a curated record
AUGAUCAUCGCAUCGUUUCCGAAGCAAAGCAUCGUUGUCAUGCCCAAGGUAUUAGGUCGAUGCGGACUCCGAUGUACCCAGAGCCUGGUCCCACGUCUUUCCACACCGGACCUCAAAUUCAAUAUCAGACCAUCAAAAGGCCAGUACAUAUACCUCAGCCACCAUGCCGCUCGUUUUCAUUCAAGCAAAGCACCUCCCGACAACUACUGGACCGCCCGCACGCUCGCCGAGAUGCCCGCCAACUCCCUCUCCUAUCAUUGGGGAAAGCGCGACUUCAGAUUCAUCAUCCACAGCAUGAUCAAGCGCAGAUACCACCGCUGGGGCUACGUCGUCUACCGCGGCGCCUACGGCGACGACGAGCUCUGGAAUCGGUACCUGGCGCAACUGAAGCAGAACGUCCAGGAGGAGCUCGAGAGGUACGGCCGCGCGGAGCUGCUGGGGCCGUACCUCGACUGGACCGUCGUGGAAGACCGUCGCAACCUGGACGGCGCGUCCAAGGACCACGUCAGGAGACGCUUCAGGCGGUGGGUCAAGAAGCACGAGGCGGAGACGGCGACGCACCCGUUCACCGUCGAUCUGCCGCGGUUCAGGUACUGUCUGUACGUGGACCAGAAGUGUCUCGACACGCUCGAGCGGUUCCAGCAGUCGGAGUCGGAUCCCAUCUUGGGGCCGUACCUGAGGCCGUCGAUGGUCUUCAUCUUGAUUGAUCGGUUGUGGACGCCCAAGCGUAGACGGGGCGAUGAGGGCAUGGACGAGGGGGGAUACCCGCCGAUUGAGGGCUGUGAACGAGAAUAUGUUGGAUGGGCGUAUUUUACUGCGAUCGGUGUUGUAGGGAGUUACGAGGAGUUUAUCGAGGUCGAAAUGGGGAGCCGUCUCGACUAUUAUGUUAGGCCACCUGGGAUUGGUCCUUACUGUAGAGAGACUAUGCCUUUGUAG